Molecule: messenger RNA, 3859 nt
Organism: Anolis carolinensis (green anole)
Lineage: Eukaryota; Metazoa; Chordata; Lepidosauria; Squamata; Anolidae
Gene: znhit2
Product: zinc finger HIT-type containing 2
Exons: 1
Coding region: 69-2465 (798 amino acids)
Source: RefSeq, a predicted model, not a curated record
UUGAGGAGGCAGCAUCUCCCGAAAGGGGGCGGAACUUCCCGAAGGCCCUUCGGCUGUUUCCGUCGAGCAUGGAGCCGGCGAGUUCGAGGCCCGGCGCCGGCGAGGACGACCUUCCGUGCGGUUUCUGUCCCUCGCGGCGGGCGCCGUACACGUGCCCGCGGUGCCUGCUCCGCUUCUGCUCGGUGCCGUGCUACCACGGCCACGGCUCCUGCGCCCGGGACUUCCGGGACCGCGAGCUCCGGCUCCGGCUGCAAGGCCUGCGGGGCGACGCGGCCUCGCGCGACCGGGUCAGGGAGGCCCUUUGGCGGCUGAGGGAACUACGCGAGCCCGGGGAUGAGCAGGCCCAGGUAGGCCUCGGCCCGGAGGAAGAAGAGUUGUGGGAGGAGCUGACCCUGGAAGAGCAAAAGGCCUUCAGGAAACUCCUGAGCAGCGGGGCGGCCGCGUCCCUGGUGCCUCUUUGGACGCCCUGGUGGGAAGCAGCAGCCCCGCCCGCCCUCGUCCGGGAAGUGGAUCCCCGGAAUCCAGGAGAACGGGGUCUAGUUGAGGAAAGGGACCCCCAGGAGCCAUUGCAGGGUGGUUUAGUUGAAGAAGUGGAUCCCCAGGAGCACCCAGAAGGCAGAGACCGGGAUCUGAUGGAGAAAACGGAUCCUCAGAAGCCUUUAGAAUGUGAUCUCAUUGAGGAAAGGGAUCCCCAGAAGCCUUUAGAACCAAAAGUACGUGCUUUCCUUGAGGAAAGGGAUCCCCAGAAGCGCAGAGAAGGCAGAGACCGGGAUCUAAUCGAGAAAACUGAUCUCCAGAAUAUAUCAGGAUGUGAUCUUAUUGAUGAAAGGGAUCCCCAGAAGUCUUUAGAACCAAAAACAUGUGCUUUCCUUGAGGAAAGGGAUCCCCAGAAGCCAUUGCAGGGUGUUUUAGUUGAAGAAGUGGAUCCCCAGAAGCACUCAGAAGGCAGAGACCAGGAUCUAAUUGAGAAAACUGAUCUCCAGAAGCCUUUAGAAUGUGACCUUAUUGAAGAAAGGGAUCGCCAGAAGCACACAGAAGGCAAAGAUUGUGAUCUCCUUGAGAAAAUGGAUCCUCAGAAGCCAUUGGAAGGUACUUUUAUGGAGGAAACCGAUCCCCAGGAGCCUUUCGGAGGAGGAAAACGGGCUUCCGUGGAGGAAACAGGUCCUCAGAAUCCAUUAGAAGCAGAAGGACGGGCUUUCAUUGGUGAAAGGGAUCCCCAAAAGUCUUUACAAACGGAAGGUGAUCUCACUGAGCAAAUGGAGCCCCAGAAUCCGAUACAAGCCCCUUUCCUUGGGGAAGUGGAUCCUCGGGAUCCAUUAGGAGCAGACAAACGUGGUCCAAGUGAGGAAGCAGAUCCCCAGAACCCAUUGCAAAGAGAAAAACAUGUUUUCAUCGACAAAAGGGAUCCCCAGAAGCCAUUACAAGGUGUUUUAAUCGAGGAAAUGGAUCCUCAGAAGCCAUCAGAAGCAGAGGAUCAUGUUUUCGUUGACAAAAUGGAUCCCAAGAAGCCAUUGCAAUGCACUUUCGUUGAGGAAAGGGAUCCCCAGAAGCCAUUACGAGGUGCUUUCAUUGAGAAAACGGGUCCCCAGAAUCCAUCAGAAGCAGAAGAUCGUGUUUUCGUUGACAACAUGGAUCCCAAGAAGCCAUUACGAGGCUCUUUUGUUGAAGAAAGGGAUCCCCAGAAGACAUUAGUUGAGGCAAGGGAUCCCCAGGAUCCAUUAGAAGCAGGAGGACGGGAUCUCGUUGGUGAGCGGGGUCCCCAGGGUGCCUUGCAAGGCCCCCGGAGGCCUGUGUGUGGGGCGGAAGCCUCUCGGCUGCUGCGCUCGAUCCCUCGGGCGAUCCCCCCGUUGUGCUCCUUCGGGGUCUCGGCCUCUCCCGCCGCCGGGCUCCAGCUCCCGGGCCUCCUGUACGGCUACGCCUACUGCUUGUCCCUCUACAACGGGGAGGUCGAGGACGAGGAGGAGGAGACGCUGCUCUGCGAGUUCUGCGAGACCCUCCUGGACGUCUGCCCCUCCCUGGGACCCUCCCCGAGGCCUUACGGGUCCGUCUCGGAGGCCCUGCAGGACGCCUCGAGGGCCAUCGCGGACCGGCGUUACCCAGAAUGCCCCCUGGGGCGGGGCGGGGCCAUGGCCGCGGUGGCCAGGCUGCUUUCCCAGAAGGCCUUUCUCCUGGCGGCCCUGAGCCACCUGGGCAGGCUCCUCCGCAAGGGCCGGAAGCGGAUGGCGCAGGCCGACCGGAGCAGGGCCUUCCGGGCCGGGAAGAAGUGCGCCUUCCUGCUCUCCUGGGCCAAUGAGAACGAAGGGCAGCUGCGCCUCCUCGCACUGGCCGCGCGGGAAGAGGGGCGGGGCCAGAGGGAGGCGGGACAGGAAGUGGCCGCCCUGCGGAGGGGGCUGGAGAGGAAGUGGCGGGGGAAGAGGCCACCAAUGGAGAAGGAGAAGAAGGCCCUCAUUGAGGAGCUGGACUGAAUACAUGGCCCAGCCAGGACUACAACACCCAGCAUCCCUCGCCAUUGGUUACUUUGAAGCCUGUCCAUCAAGGACUCCUCUCCUUUCGUUGGGUUGAAACAUGGCUGUUGAGGACUACAAGGCCCAGCAUUCUUCACCUGUCAUUGUGUUGAAGCCUGUCAAUCAAGGACUCCUCUUCUUUCAUUGGUUGAAACAUGGCUGUUGAGGACUACAAGGCCCAGCAUUCUUCACCUGUCAUUGUGUUGAAGCCUGUCAAUCAAGGACUCCUCUCCUUUCGUUGGUUGAAACAUGGCUGUUGAGGACUACAAAGCCCAGCAUUUUCACCUGUCAUUAUGUUGAAGCCUGUCCAUCAAGCGCUCCUCUCCUUUCAUUGGGUUGAAACAUGGCUGUUGAGGACUACAAGGCCCAGCAUUUUCACCUGUCAUUAUGUUGAAGCCUGUCAAUCAAGGACUCCUCUCCUUUCGUUGGGUUGAAACAUGGCUGUUGAGGACUACAAGGCCCAGCAUUCUUCAUCUGUCAUUAUGUUGAAGCCUGUCAAUCAAGCACUCCUCUCCUUUCGUUGGGUUGAAACAUGGCUGUUGAGGACUACAAGGCCCAGCAUUCUUCAUCUGUCAUUGUGUUGAAGCCUGUCAAUCAAGCACUCCUUUCGUUGGGUUGAAACAUGGCUGUUGAGGACUACAAGGCCCAGCAUUCUUCACCUGUCAUUAUGUUGAAGCCUGUCAAUCAAGGACUCCAAGGCCCAGCAUUCCUCAACUUUGGUUCUAUUAAAGCAUGUCCUUUGAGGACUCCCAAGGCCUAGCAUUUCUCAGUGUCAAUCGAUUGUCUUGAAUGGCUUCCAUUGAGGACUCCAAAGCUCAGCCUUCUCAACUAUUAGUUGUAUUGAAACAUGGCCAUUUAAGACUCAAUUGCCUAGCAUUCCUCACCUUUCAUGGUGUUGAAGCCUGUCAGUCAUGGAUUACAAAGCCCAGUGUUCCUCAGCAUUGGUUCUGUUGAAGUGCCUAUGCGGCACUUCAAUUGAGGACUACAAGGCCUAGCGUUCCUGACCAUUGCUUCCAUUGAAGCGUAUCUAUUGAGGACACCAGUGAGGUCUCCAAGACCCAGUGUUCCUCACCUUUGCUUCUAUUGAAGCUCAUGUAUUGUGGACUCCAGGGCCCAUCACUCUUAGCCCUUUGGUUAUGUUGAAACAUGUCCCUUGAGGACUCCAAAGCCCAACAUUCCUUACCUUUGCGUACAUUGGAGUCUAUGUAUCCAUACCUUUAGUUGUGUUGAAAGGUUUCCAUUGAGGACUCCAAGGCCCAGCAGUCCUCGCCAUUGGUUCUAUUGAAGUGUCUGUAUUGAGGACUCUGAUGCCCAGCGUUCCUCACCUUUGGUUUUAUUAAAGAGUUUUCAUUGAA